Molecule: messenger RNA, 3926 nt
Organism: Aedes aegypti (yellow fever mosquito)
Lineage: Eukaryota; Metazoa; Arthropoda; Insecta; Diptera; Culicidae
Product: E3 ubiquitin-protein ligase AMFR
Exons: 10
Coding region: 734-3232 (832 amino acids)
Biological process (GO): endoplasmic reticulum unfolded protein response; protein K48-linked ubiquitination; ubiquitin-dependent protein catabolic process
Cellular component (GO): cytosol; endoplasmic reticulum; ubiquitin ligase complex
Molecular function (GO): ubiquitin binding; ubiquitin protein ligase activity
Source: RefSeq, a predicted model, not a curated record
AUUCUGUGUUUUCAUUGUCACGACAACGGACGGACGGGCGUAUCUUUCGUCGCUUACUUUUGCGCGAGACGUGUGGCAUAUUUUUUUCCUGGCAAGACAAAAUAGUGAAGGAAAAUCUGUCAAGCAGCCAAGAAGGAAAAAAAAGUAGAAAAAAAUAUAUCGAACGGGGAAACUUGGGAAAAUUGCGACUUUGAUUAGUGGAAGAAUUUCUACCAAUUCGCUGGAUUACAGUUCGGGAUUGUGAUUUUGGGUGAUAAUCGUAAAGAAGUGAAAGGCAGUGAAGUGAUAUUCGAUCCAAUCUAGUUGAUUCUCGAAAGCACGACAUUGAAAAGUGCAAACAUUACCUAAUUCAAGCCCACAGUCGAAGAAGAGUGAAAAGGCGGGGGUGGAUAAAAUAGAAUCGCAAAAAAUACAAACACCCCAAGUGAAUUGCGAAGUGAAUGUCACCCAAGGCAGAUUAGCAGUAGGCCGUAGGCAGCCUAGUUUCCAAUAGGAAUGUUUCCACAGCAACGCAGAAAAGUGUGUCUGACAGUAAUGUGAAGUGGUUAUGCUGCUGAACAGGAAAAUAAUUCAGUGAAUACAGAAAAAAAUGUGCCAAAGUGGUAAAUCCAUAAAGCAGAAGUUGUUGUCGAAAGCGCGAUCGCUGCUAAUCGAUUAAUGUGCGUCGAGUCGAAAAAUUGCUCAUUGUGUGUUUGACUUCGGUCGCGGUCUGAGUGAGAAUCCUGGAGUGAAAAUGCCGGUCGUAUUGAACGGAUCGAUUCCGCUGCCCAGCAUUCGGGUCUACACCAGUGCCAGUGUCCUGUUGGUGUCCCUGUGUCUGUACUACGCGGUCAAUGUGACGAGUGAUCCCUUCUGGAGACAGCAAAGCAAUGCCACGGCAACGGCCGUGACUCCAACCGCCGGAAGCAAUGUGAACGCCAUAUUGUCCGGAAGUGUCGCGUCGGAUGCGGCGGUGGCCGCUGUGGCCGGUGCUGCUCGGGAUGUGGCUGCCGGGGCCGCUGCUGGGGGGAUGGUAGGGAACGGAGGGAAUAAACUGGACUCCUUGUUGACGGUGAAGGAGAUCAAUGACUUUGAGGAGAAGAUCCUGGCGGCAACGGAUGCCGAUCUGAAGAGGAUGAUGGAGCAGGAAGCGGAACUGCUGGAACGAUCGGCGGCGAACGACUCCCGGACGAUCGGAGCGCAUCUGAAGGAUAUCGCUUCGUUCAUGGGAAGCGAGCCGAUCUGCAUCUGGACUCUGAUCAACAUGGCCUAUUGCUGCCUGAUCCUGCUCGGUAAAUCGAUCCAGAAGGUGGUUUUCGGAGAGCUUCGAAUCUCCGAACAACAGCACAUGAAGGACAAAUUUUGGAACUUUAUCUUCUACAAGUUCAUAUUCGUGUUUGGCGUUGUAAACGUGCAGUAUCUACACGAGGUCAUCCUCUGGGUAUCAUGGUUCUCCGUCCUUGGCUUCCUCCAUUUGCUGUCACAGCUGAGCAAAGACCGCUUUGAAUACCUCUCGUUUUCGCCAACGACUCCGGGAUGGUCCCAUUUUCGGCUGAUCGCGCUCCUGUCGGCCAUUCUCACCUUGUCCGGCUUCAUGCUGAUCGUUUCGAUCGGAGUAGGCGUCUUCAUCAGCGGAGUCAACACGUUCGCCUUCAUGGCGGCUGAGUGUGUUCUGCUGUCCAUACGCACCCUGCACGUGCUAAUACGGUAUGCCAUGUUCCUGUACGACAUGCGCCAAGGUGGAAUCACCCAUGAAUCAGCAAUUUCCUGGGACAAGCGCGGCCCGGUGGCGUACUACAUCGAGCUGAUCUUCGAGGUGGCCGCCCUGGUGGUGGACUUUGGCCAUCAUCUGCACAUGCUCCUGUGGAGCAACAUCUUCCUCUCGAUGGCCAGCCUGGUGAUCAUCAUGCAGCUGCGCUACCUGAUCAACGAAAUCCAGCGGAAAAUCAAGAAGCACCGGAACUAUCUGUGGGUGUUGAACCACAUGGAGAAGAGCUACCCGCUGGCGACGGCGGAGGAUCUCAAACAGAACUGCGACAACUGUGCCAUUUGCUGGGAGAAGAUGGAAACGGCGCGGAAGCUACCGUGUUCGCAUCUGUUUCACAAUUCAUGUCUGCAGUCAUGGUUGGAGCAGGACACCAGCUGCCCGACCUGCCGUUUGGGAUUGAGUGUACACAACAACAAUGUCAGCAUUCUGCCGAACGAGAUUCGCAUCGAUGAUACGGAGCCAGCGGGCCGAACGGCCAACAACCACUUCUUCCACUUCAACGGAUCGCGAUACGUGUCCUGGCUGCCGAACUUCUCCGUAGAAGUGACCCAUAUCAACUCCGUUCUCCGAAACGAGCCAAGUCCUCGCGAAACAGCGGUCAAUCACACCUCGCAAAUUCGGAACAUGGCACGACACGUGCAGGAGAUGUUUCCGCGCUUUCCGCUGUCGACUCUGAUAGCCGAUCUACAAAUUUCCCGGUCGAUCGAAGUCACGAUCGACAACAUUCUGGAGGGACGCCUGCAGGUACCGGCGCGAUUCCAAGAAUUCGACGACCUUCUCGACGAUGACAAUGCCACGACGACCAACACUGCGACGACAACCAACGGGUACGACGGAAACAGCACCAGUGCUACCUUGAGCAAUAGUAACAGCUUCAACAGCAGUCAACCGGAGACACCCGAUUCCGGCAGCGGUGGAACCACGUUGAGUGGCUUCCCUGCCAUAACCGCAAACGACUACUACGUCAAUGCGGACGAAUUUAGCCCCAAUAGCCAUUAUGGGGGAGGGGGUGGCGGAGGAGAUGACUCAAACGUGUCGACACCUUCCUCGACUGGAAGCAGCAGCGGCUACGAGGUGGAACGGAGCACCAACAUUUUCGGUAACUUCGAUAACCUGCUGCGGGACGAGAGCUUCGACGAUGUGCCGUUGGGCGAUCGGUUUUCCAAGAGCUCCGAGGAGCGGGAACGGAUCCUGCAGCGAAGGAAGGAACAGUUGCUCGUCAUCGCGAGAAGAAAGUAUCUGGAGAAGAACAAAUCCGAACUGAAUCAGUCACCUGCCGCCGCCGGCUACAGCCAAGGUGACGCCAUACGGCAUCGCAACAAGAGCUGUAUGGAAGAGCAGCAGCCAUCGCCACUAAAUUCGUCCACUAUGCCAUCCUCCAGCUCACAAGCUUCCAACACCAUCAGCGCCACCACGGUUGACAAUAGACUAAGUACCCCUCCUGCUAGUGCUAGUUUUGCAGCGGCAACCAGUGACGGAGAGUAGCGGCCAAAUCAAGUCCUAACAACCUAGCAUGAUUUAGUAAAAGUGUAAACCAUUUUUCUUUUCGAAACAAACAAACAAGAAAGUAAAACAAUUGUGAUCAUUAUCAAGUAGUGAAGCUAAGCAAAACUUGAAACUAAAACAAAGAAGUAACUCAAACAAGUGAGUAAUAACUGCACAAGCAUGCAGCAGUGAGAAACGUAACUCAACCAGACAAAGCAGUAUAAACAGAACAAACAAACAAACAAUGGCUAAAACUAGCGUAGAAGAUAGUGGAAACAACAAUUCUUAACAGUGAAGUAAUUACAAGUAAUAAUCAAAAAGGGUAACGAUGUUCGUAUCGUGGAACAACUCCACUUAUCGAACUUAAUCGAAAGGAUAGUAAAGUAGUAGUUGAGAGUGGAAGAUUAGUGACACAAAAAAUGUACUGCAAGCGUUGUGAUGUUAUUUAUUUAUACUAUACUGUAACUGAGAUGUAACUAGAGUAGGUCUGAACUCAAGGCGACACGAGAGGAAAGUGUAUUUUAAAUGUACUGAUGAAAUGGCUACGGCUCUCGCCACUGACUGGGGUGUAGUUUCGUAGGCGAACCGCGCGAUCUGUAUUACUGCUUAAACUGUGCGGAACCGCGCGAAAAGUCUUAGUUAAUAAAAUUAAAAUCUCAUUGAUUCAGUUGUUACACACUUUUCGUUUCCUGGA